This is a messenger RNA of Diaporthe amygdali, 2004 nucleotides long. RefSeq lists its product as uncharacterized. The record is from RefSeq and is a predicted model, not a curated record. Lineage: Eukaryota; Fungi; Ascomycota; Sordariomycetes; Diaporthales; Diaporthaceae. The coding region runs from base 1 to 2004 and encodes 667 amino acids. The transcript has 3 exons.
AUGAGUGGAGGUAACCAGCCCUACAUGUACGACAAGUUCGACAGGUUCGACGAUGACCGCUUCCCGACCUCUUCUUUUGAUCCCAAGGCCGUCACCCGGGCCAGCUGGGAGCCAAAGCCAGUCAAGUCCAAGCAUGAGGGGCCACUUGUGUCUUUCAAUCGCCACCCAGACGCACAUGAGAUUCGUGGGCCACGUUCACCGUUCAGGACCUUCGGGCCUGCCACAAAAUGGUGGAUCAAGUGGAUGAGAAUACUGCAGCUGGCCUUCCGCGUGCUCGAGAUGAUCGCCGCGGCUGGCAUUCUCUUCUUCAUGAUCGUCAUUACUGAGGUCAGCCCCUUGACCGCGUGGGUCAUGAGGAUCACCGCCGGCGCAGUUCUGAUUCACUGUGUCUACGGCAUCUUCCAUCUUGCGCGCCCGGCCGGGGCGAGGCCCCCCGGGUCCUCUGCCGGCUACCAGAUAUUCUCCGCCAUAUCUGACCUCACCGCGCUCCCUCUCUACGCCUUUGGUGCUCUGUCUGUACACAACUCGAGUACUGAGUGGGCGACCCUGCUCAACCCACAGACCCUCAUGGACUAUUUCCUGCCUUCCCUGUACUACACCCUCGUCGGCGGCGGGGCCUUGCACUUCUUGUCGCUAUGCAUCAGCCUCUGGCUGGCCCUCAAGUUCAGGCAGAUCGUCAGGAUGCCCCCUGACUGCAACCCCCUCGAGGACAACCUGACUUCCAGACAGCACAAGAGGAACAAGUCGUCCAUGGCAACAGCCACCACCUUCGUCACAGAGAACGAGAAGCGUCUGUCGACCCCUCUCGACGGCCGCCGGUACUCUGGUAUCCCGGAUGAUGACCUCAGCCGCCCGCCCUCUAUUCCCUUCCACGCCACUCGCUCCAGCCCACGCAGUUCCUUCGGCUCAGCCGAUUUCCCUGCGAGGCAGUACCAGAUCACACCCGGGAACUCACCCAAGAACUCGCCUCGGAACUCAGCCACUGCAGAGGAUUUCAAAAGAAUGUCCGGCGUGCCAUCAUCGCCUCACUCCAGCAAGCCCGCCCCGCCACCUCACCGGAGCCCCUGGCGCGGCUCUUAUUCUUCCUAUGCUGAGGUUCCCACACGUGAUAUCGUUCCGGACUCACCUAGGAGCUAUGGUCAUCAGUCCAGACCUAGCACCGGCACCGUAGCCUCUCACCAUCCUACCAUCACAAACGCACCGGACACUGCUCCACUACCAAGGCCCGCGCGGUUCACCGAGUCCUGGUUACCUACGGACUCGCUGAUCAACCGCACGCAGGAGCGUAACCGCGCCAUAAACGCUGCCGAGAGGGCGGCCGAGAAGAGAAAGACGGUGCUAGGCUACGAGUCCCUGAGCCACCCAUAUUACGACACGCGUGAUUCAGACUCCGAGUCCGAUUACGAGAAUGACAGGACUGGCGGCGGGCGAGGCUACCGGGGCCUAAUGAGCCCGGGCGCGGACGAAUUCGACGAGAACGACGGCGACCUGGGGUCCGGGCAUCCGAACCCGCUGCGGUCCAACCCGUCGCUCGCGAACGUGGCCCAGUUCGCAGGGAAGCAGGGCCGCAACCCCAACAGCACCCCGAUCAUCCGGAAAUCAUCCGCCCUGUCCGAGAUCGACCUCAACGACCGGCGGGUAAGCGGCAGCAACAACAACAGGCAGGCGGGCAAGACCGCCGGCGACAUCACGGACGAGAAGCCGUCGCGCAGCUACGGCGGGCUCAAGGCCAGCCUCAGCAAGCGCUACACGUGGGCCGGGGCGCGCAACCGCAACAGCUCCAUCCAGCCCGAGUCAGACUUCUACUCAAAGCCGUACGGUGAGCUCAAGUCUGCGACGCCGCCCGUCAUCAUCGGCAGCGACAGGCAGGUCUCGUCAGGCAACGACUUGGACCUGAGCGGUGCGGGUGGUGGUGAGGCUGCACAGAGAUACUUCUCCUUCGGGAAGAGGAAUGUGAGCGGGAAGGUUGCAGAAGAGGGCCGGGGAAUCGGCUGGGCUAGAUAA